CUGUUUUUGUAUGAAAGUAACGACUUUUUAUGCGGAUUAUUUUUACGUGGCUUUCUGAGGAACGCAUAUACCCAAAAAAAAAGACCUAAGCGUAUGUUUCUAGGCUCCUCCUGGCUGUUUCGUAAGGCUCCUCCAUAAACCAAAGUUAAGAAUGUCUCAUCUGUUAAUAAAUACCCAUUUUGAUUUAAGCUAAAGUUUAACAGUAAGUUUUACUUUUUUUCAGAUCUAACAAAUACCAAGCUUUAUAAAUUCCACGUUACAAGUCAACAUGAAGCAUCCAAAACCUAACGAUGACGCAAUGAAGUAAUUAAAAUGAAUUCUUGCCAACAUUAAACGAAAAAAAAUAAACAAACAUCUGUAACCAAUAAAGUCGACGACCCCCAGUAGGAAAAGCAAAGCAAAAAAAAAAAAGAGAAAAAAGCGAGUAAACACAAAACAAAUAGAAGCGAAUUCAAUUCGAAAGAUUAGUGGAUAAAAUGUCAAUGCUGCCAUUAGCCGGCAGUGCCUCCGGUACACAUCUACGUCCACAAUCAUUGGUCGGCCCCGAGCGUGAACCUGUGCAAUUUACGGUUAAUUUAGUUGGCGCACCGCCCGAAGUCGAGCAGCUGGUCGAACAAAUCAAACACGUUGCCGAACAGUUUCUCUAUCAUUGGAAAACCUUUCCAAUCGUACUCCCGCAACCGCUAGCCGCUACGACACUCGCGCUGACCGCCAACAAUGGGACGAAUAGCGUCAGUAACCGCAACAAAACGCGACCGAUUAAUUUGCGCGACCUAUUUAUAGCACCGCCCUUUGAUGAGUUGGAUGCCGUUGCAUCGGAUGGCAGCGGUGAACCGAGACGCCUCACCAAUUCGCAACUGAAGUCAUUGCGCGAGUCUGGCUUGCAAAAGGACAAAUACGGCAAACCGAAGAAAUUGACUUUGGAACAAUUGGAAACUAUACGUAAAAAUGGUGAAUUCGAUGUGCCCAGCCUACACUUUCCCGGACAGGUGCACAAGUGGCGAUUGUCGCAGCUGCUGCAGAAGGGCACAUUGCGCGCGCAUGACUCCUUUCUUAGCGAUUUGGCGUUGGCUGCGCGUUUUAUUGUUGUAACGGCGCGCGCACGCAUUUUCGGUCACUUCUUUUCCGUGGUUCAUGCUGCGCAAGCGCUACUGGAUGGCGUCAUCAAGCUGAUCGACAUGUUUAUCGGCGUGCCAGCUUUACUCGCCCAUAACUUAGAUUAUAAAAUCAAAGAGGAACGUUGUCGUUUUCUAAUCGCCGAGCUGGUUUGUCGCCCCGAGUUCGAGGAUUGCCUGGACGGGCUUUGUUCGUAUGUGCGCAAAAUGCUGCGACGCGCCACAAUGGAGAAAUUCGAUUUCAAUAGCUGUGAGGUGACACAACCAGUGCCAUAUCUCUUUCUUACGCCCAAGGGACAAGAGAUUGAUUUGCGUCUAUUCUGCCGUGACAUUAUGCGCAAAGCGCUACCCGUGCUCAUCGGCAUAUUGGAGCGGGAGACGCGCGGCUGGUUCCUGCACUUUCGUGAGCGGCUCAUUGCAGAGCUGCGCGCAAAGAAGCUAAGCGACAAGGAAAUCGAGGAGGAAGUAAACGAGGCUGUAAUGAAGGAGUAUCUGCAACGUGUCUAUUCCUCCAUACUAUCCAAUCCGAAAUUGGCGGAGUUGGGCGAUGGCAUUCCCGAACUGCUAGUACAGCAGGCUCAAUCCGUUGUAAUUAUGUACAAAGCGGUAGACAAAGUGCAAAAGGAUAUUAAGCGCACGCGUGAAGAUCACCAGAAAUGUCUUUCCAAUGAUCAUUCGGUUUUGUCGCGUGUUGCGCCUUGGCUGCGCUCGAAAUUGCGCGUAGCCGAGGAGAGUAAGCUCAGCAAGUCGGCAUGGUCGGCACACGAGGAGGCGCUGAAGAUGAGCACUAAGCACAAUUUACAUCAAACUGCCUACUUUCUUAGUCGCGACUUGGCUUUCAUGAAGGAGCGCGAACCAGUCUUACUGAAGGAGCUGAAGAAUGCGAAAACGCCGACUCGCAGCUUUCAGUGGGCUUGUCGUAUUUGGUCGCCCAGCGCUUGGAUUAUAAGACGCAACUUUCAGGGUCAAUCAGAUGUGAUACCAACGGUAAUCAGCCAGCAGGCCACCUCGAUUGUAACGCCACGAUCUGAUCCCAGUCAGCCAGUGUUCUUGGUAGAAAAAGAGAUCAUACGCACAACCAGCACCCGCUGGCCGCUGUGGCGUUUGCUGAAUUUGCUGCAACGCACCUGGUGUUGGACAUGGAAUAUGAUGUUCCUGCUCGGCAUACUGGUGCCUUGGUGCAGUCCAUUGGGAUUGCGUGCGCUAUUCUGUGUGAAGCCGUUCAUGCCGGAUCUGGAGCUGUCGCAGAUCAAUGGCACGCUCUUUCCGCGCAAGACCAGCAUCACACAGACGAUGGCCUCACGUUUGAUUGAACUCUGGCGACACAUAUCAAAAUCACGUACACACUUCGAAACGGAACCGGAUACUGGCUUCAUCGGCAAAGGCUUGACGCGCAACUUAAAUCGGGUUUGGAAUUAUUUCGUUAAGGGCUUUCUCGGCACGCUAAUCAUACUCUUCGCAUUCCCGUUGAUUUGUUUGGCAACCAGCUUUCUCAGUAUUGCAUUGGCGCUGACCGCGCCGCUUUGGAUUCCUAUAUUUACUGUGCUCUUGCACCUCUACAUGAUACUCAUCUACGAUCUAGAUUGUCCAGAUAAUACGCGCAAUCGUUAUUGUAUUCUCCUUGAGGCUGUUAUUUGGAAUAUUAUAAUACAAGGUCUUAUACAACCGGUGACUGCCGUUUUGGUCGCCACCUGUCUCUGUCCGCUAGCAUCGGGAGUAGUUCUAGUUGUUGGCGUUGCACGCUAUUCGCUGCGGCUACUCUGGGAUUCCCUAACGUUUCACUUAUUCAUAAAAAAAUGUGGGCGUGUGCCUGCCUCCGAUAGUCUUGCUGUCAAACGCAUUGCGGGACCUGGUCUAGCGCUUGAUUACUAUUUUAUAAUUAAACCCGAACAAGCGUUGGCUGCAUUUGAGGCGAAAAUGGAAUUGGAUGAGCUGCAGGCAUAUCAGCACGCUAUGGAGCGAAUCAUACUGCAGCCGCAAAAGGAUUUCAGUCAAUUUGUAGAAGCUUGUUUUGGUCCAUUCUCAGCGCAGUUGGCGAAGACAGGGCCGUAUAUGGCAUUGGAUCGUGAGGCGCAUGAUUUAAUGAGCACAUUGCAUGAGAAAUUAGAAAAGCGCAGACGGGAACUGCA
Molecule: messenger RNA, 3244 nt
Organism: Rhagoletis pomonella (apple maggot)
Lineage: Eukaryota; Metazoa; Arthropoda; Insecta; Diptera; Tephritidae
Source: RefSeq, a predicted model, not a curated record